This is a messenger RNA of Colletotrichum spaethianum, 603 nucleotides long. RefSeq lists its product as uncharacterized. Bases 1 to 603 code for a protein of 200 amino acids. The transcript has 2 exons. NCBI's taxonomy places the organism in Eukaryota, Fungi, Ascomycota, Sordariomycetes, Glomerellales, Glomerellaceae. The record is from RefSeq and is a predicted model, not a curated record.
AUGCCCCUUCCUCCCGCUCCCUGCGUAAAACGCUCUGGUCGUUCUGCGGCGCGACCCGGCCUGAAAGAAGCGCAGCGAGCGUCCUAUCUCAUGCAGUUCCACGUCAUUGAACUGGAGACGUUCCUCAAGGAUCAGACUAACAUUUCGAAGACCACCCACAAAAGCCUCAGUUUCCACGAAUCUAUGAUUGUCCGACUCCAGGGCCUUGUGGAGAAGCCGGACAUCACCAAGGACGACAUUGCUGAACUUAUUGAGGCCCACCGGGCUGAAGUGUCGAAGGGAAAGAAGGACCUUGAUGCAGCUUCCUCCAAUGAGAAUCGCGCGAUGGCGCAAAUAUCUAUGCAUACCACCAACCACCCCAAUGUUUGCACCCAAAUCAGUGCUGGCGCGGCCUUCCGCAGUGUGGUUGAUGAUCUGGAUGUCGUUGUGCAUGCUCUUGAGGAGUCCUUGCCACCUAACAGUGUUCAUGCCAGAGAUAACAUACGAUUGCGCCUCGUUCUCGCAUCUAAAGAGGCAGAAAUCACCCGCCUGGGAAGAGAGAUUAAGGACUUGAAAGGCAAGAAGGAAGAGACCGAAGGCCGUCUGAUUAACCUGCUUGACUAG